Molecule: messenger RNA, 1074 nt
Organism: Uranotaenia lowii
Lineage: Eukaryota; Metazoa; Arthropoda; Insecta; Diptera; Culicidae
Exons: 2
Coding region: 1-1074 (357 amino acids)
Molecular function (GO): nucleic acid binding
Source: RefSeq, a predicted model, not a curated record
AUGGCUGAUAUUCUUCAGCAAAUCAAAUGCAAACGCGCUUCUGAAAAUACUAUCUACCACACGAUUUACGGUUACUACUUUUUGGGAAUUCCAAAGGCUAAGCUUAGUCAAAUUUACAAUAAGCAUAAAUCGACAAUAUCAAAUUGGAUAUCUACCUACGAAAAAAACGGGUUUUUUUCGCGACAGGAGUAUACAAGAGAUAUGAAAAAAUUUGGAUCCGAGAAACGGUCAUGGAUUGUGAGUUUAUACCAGACCACACCCACUCUGUAUCUCAAUGAAGCCAAAAACCUAUUCGAAAAAAACUUCAGAAUGCCAAUAUCAUGUGCCUCAAUAUGCCGUAUACUUCACCAAGAAGGAUUCUCUUGGAAAACUCUUGAAAGAAGGGCUAUACAGAUCAGAACGGAAGAUAUUAUAAGAUUCUACGAAGAAAUAAACUCUUUUCGAUGGGAUUAUCACAAUCUUAUCUUCUUAGAUGAAGUAAGCUUCGACAAUAAAGCGAUGUUAAGAAGUCGUGGUUAUGGAAUGAAGGGUAAAAGAUUGGUUUGCCGAGGUGAGUACGUACGAAAACCCAGAAUGUCGUUACUAUGUUUCAUAUCACAAGAAGGAAUGGAAGAAACAUUCAGUACAGAAGGAACAUUUAACAGAGCGAAGUUUUUUGAUUGUUGUCGAAAGUUCUGUACUCGGAAAGAAGUUUUUCAAUACCCUGGACGCAAUUCAAUAUGGAUUCUUGAUGGGGCUCGUAUUCAUUGUGAUCCAAUGAUCGUUUCGUACCUCAGAUCUAUGGGCAUAAUUCCAAUAUUUCUCCCUGCCUAUUGUCCGUUUUUCAUGCCAAUAGAGUUUGUAUUCGGUUUAGUCAAGCAAUAUAUGAAGUUUUCAUACAAGGAAGAUAAUUCCAAAAACUUCCAAUUACUGGUUAUGGAGGCAAUUGACCGCUAUACAAACUAUCGGAUGGAUAACCUUUUUAAAAAAUGCGGAUAUAUAAAAGGAGGCUUUUUUGAUCCUACAAUUGCAUUGGAAAAUGACGUAAUAAGGCUUGGAUUCGAAGAAAAUAGCGAGAAAAGAUACCACCUGUAA